CACCAGAAUGCUGCCAGGCACUGGGAUGGGCACCACAGGACAGCAGUGGAGCUGGUACUGGAACCAGUGGGCCUCAAGCCUGGUGGGCACUGGGAUGGGCAGAACAGUACGCUCCAGAGGUGAUGCCAUGUCUGCACCAGGCAAGGAGUACUGGGGCACUUGUCCCCUCCUCCUCUGCCCCACAGAGCCCCAGCUCCCAGAUUCCCAUUAUUCCCUGACUCCCGUUAUUCCCCAACUCUCACUGUCAUUCCCAACCCUUGAGAACAUGCUGUGCCAGGCUGGGAGCAUCCCACACCCUGCAGGCACUAGGACGAGCAGCCGCACUGAGCCGUGCCAUGAAUUAUUGAGGCAGGUAGAGCAUUGCAUUGGCCCCGUGCCACCUUCCUCCUUCCACGGGUGGGACGGGCGGCUCCAGUUUCUCCUGAGCCGUGGCGGGGCCUGGAGACCUUUGGACCGUGACGUGAGCGCCGGGAAGCCCUUAAGAGGCAGCGCAGGGCACGGGGCACAAACAGCCGCACACCUGCAGCCAUGACCGUCCCCAUCGCCAAGUCCUUCUAUGACCUGAGCGCCACCUCCUUGCAGGGGGAAAAGGUGGAUUUUGGGGUUUUCCGGGGCCGCGUGGUCCUGAUUGAGAACGUGGCUUCGCUCUGAGGCACCACGGUGCGGGAUUACACCCAGCUCAACCAGCUCCAAGCCCGCUACCCCCGGCGGCUGGUCGUGCUGGGAUUCCCCUGUAACCAGUUUGGAUACCAGGAGAACGGCACUAACGAGGAGAUCCUCAACACCCUGAAGCACGUGCGGCCCGGGGGUGGCUUCGAGCCCAACUUCACCCUGUUCCAGAAGUGCCAGGUGAACGGGACUGACACCCAUCCCGUGUUCGCCUACCUCAAGGCUCACCUGCCUGCACCGGCCGACGAGGCCACACACCUGAUGGCCGAGCCCCGCUUUGUCACCUGGAGCCCUGUGCGGCGCUCCGACAUCUCCUGGAAUUUUGAGAAGUUCCUGGUGGGGCCUGAGGGGGAACCGUUCCGGCGCUACAGCCCCCGUGUGCCCACGGCCCAGCUGGAGCCUGACAUCCAGCGUCUCCUCAAGCUGGCCAAGUAAUCCUAGCUCCAGCAUGAUCCUGGCUCUGGUGUGAUCCUGGCUCCGGCGUCACCCCGGGAUGGCCCCAGCUCUCCGCAGAGUGACAGCCCCCUCUGAAACCUCCACGGGGAGGGGGCUUGAUGGGGGCAGAGGGUUGGAGCCGCCGGGGCAACGUGGGCUGGUGGCAAUAAAUGAGCUGGAGGGAG
Molecule: messenger RNA, 1289 nt
Organism: Oenanthe melanoleuca
Lineage: Eukaryota; Metazoa; Chordata; Aves; Passeriformes; Muscicapidae
Gene: GPX2
Product: glutathione peroxidase 2
Exons: 2
Biological process (GO): response to oxidative stress
Molecular function (GO): glutathione peroxidase activity
Source: RefSeq, a predicted model, not a curated record